Messenger RNA from Rubroshorea leprosula, 1348 nucleotides. The record is from the annotation of a GenBank genome assembly. Lineage: Eukaryota; Viridiplantae; Streptophyta; Magnoliopsida; Malvales; Dipterocarpaceae.
ACACUGCCGUUCACUCUCCUCGCAUUCUCCUUCUCCUGGAUCAAUCCAAACUCAGCGAGUUAUGAGCCAAACAGGAGGUGGUGUUGGUUCUGGUUCUGGUUCUGGUUCUGGCUCGUCUCCAUGGGAAAAUUGAUUUUAUUGGUACCUUCAAUGCUUUUGCUUGGUGAGCAUAUAUUGAUCACGAAAUUUCUUGUGUAUGUUUGCAUGUGGUUUGUUAUAUUUGGUACUUGUUGGUUAAGAGCUAGAGACUCCAAGUUAGAGAUUUCGAGUUCGAAUGGAGUUUAAAUCGUGAGGCAGAUGGGGAUGGUUAUCCCUUGUUUAAUAGCCCAUCGUCUGAUCUACAAAAGAUAUAUGCACAUAUUUGCUACUUGUUGGUUUUUAAAAUAUAAUCAUUUAGUGGAUUCUGUUGGGAUUGUUUUGCCACAUUUUGAUGAAAGCAUUUUUGUUGCUAGAUUUUGGAAUAAUUUCAUAAGUGAAAACUUUGAUCCUUCCUAAAGUCAUUGCUUGAUGAAUCUACAUAGGAUUUAGAGAAAGAAAAAAAAAAAAGUUGGAAAGUUUUAUAUAUGGAUGAUUAUUUUGGACAAUUUUUGCUGCGUAAUAUUGUAAUUCUCAUUGUUUUUGUCUUUCAAGACAUGGCCAAUCCCAAGCACCGGCUGGAGAGAUGAAUGUUAGCCACAUUGGGGGAGGCCAGGAAGGUAGCUCAGAGGAAUUGUUGACUAGAAAUGAUGCCGAAACAUAUUUGAUCCAAGUGAAGGAAGCAUUUCAAGAUGGAGGGGAGAAAUAUGACAUGUUCAUUGAGGUCAUGAGAGACUUCAGAGCUCAAAAAAUUGACACAGCUGGUGUCGUUGCCAGAGUGAAGGAAUUGUUUAAGGGGCAUAACAACUUACUUUAUGGAUUCAACACUUUCUUGCCAAAAGAAUAUGAGAUAAGCCUCGAUGAGCAUGAUAAACCGCUGGAAAAGUCAGUUGAACUUAAAGAAGCUAUCAGUUUUGUGCUCAAGAUAAAGGAACGUUUCCAAAACAAUAAACAUGUUUAUCAAUCAUUCCUAGACAUAUUGAAAAUGUACCGGACGGGGCAGAAGGACAUAAAUGAGGUCUACAAUGAGGUUGUGGCUCUCUUCAAGGAUCAUCAAGAGCUAAUUGAUGAAUUCAAAAGAUAUUUGCCACAGAAAUUUCCAUAUGGGCAGAAUUCAACUCAGGCUCAGCCUAACAAUGAGCAAAACUUUGUCUCACUGCAAGUCGAAAAGGAUAUUAUUAUUGCCCGUCUUGUUGACCUGCAUCUUAGAGUUGAUAGCCCUGACGUCGCUGGUUUGGAUGAUGAUAAAACUAUGAUGGACAUGUAGAUGGAA